Molecule: messenger RNA, 1854 nt
Organism: Acytostelium subglobosum LB1
Lineage: Eukaryota; Evosea; Eumycetozoa; Acytosteliales; Acytosteliaceae
Exons: 6
Coding region: 1-1854 (617 amino acids)
Biological process (GO): intracellular signal transduction; protein phosphorylation
Cellular component (GO): nucleus; cytoplasm
Molecular function (GO): ATP binding; protein serine/threonine kinase activity
Source: RefSeq, a predicted model, not a curated record
AUGGACCAACAACAACAACAACUUCUUCAUCAUCAACAACAACAACAGCAACAACAGAAUGAACAACAUCAACAACAUCAACAACAACUUCAACAACAACAACUUCAACAACAGCAUCAACAACAACAACAACAACAACAUCUUCAACAACAACAACAGCAACAUCAGCAACAACAACAACAGCAACAACAACAAUAUCAACAACAUCAGCAACAACAUCAACAGCAACAACAUCAACAACAGAAUGAACCAACCGCUUAUGCAUCAUUGCAAGGCGCAAACCUUGGUGUACCACAUCUACAGCCACAUCCAAAUGCCGUACCAGAGGCAGAUUACAACACUUAUUUGAUCGCCGGUAAUGCAUCAUUCAAGGUGCCAAUCCGAUACAAACUGAUCAGAUGCAUUGGUUAUGGUGCAUUCGGUAUUGUGUGCGCUGCCGAGGACACCCAUGCCAACAGGAAGGUGGCCAUCAAGCGUAUCAUGUGCGCCUCUGACAAUCUCAAGGAGAGCAAGAGACUCCUAAGAGAGCUAUACCUACUCAGACAUCUUAAGCAUGAGAAUAUCAUUCAGGUUCUCGACUUGUACAUGUUAAAGACGACACCAAAGCAUGAGAGCGAGGAUGUUUACAUCGUCUCGAACUUGAUGGACACUGAUCUCCAUCAGAUCAUCGCCUCGCCUCAAAAGUUGUCCGAUGAUCAUAUUCAAUUCUUUGUGUAUCAGACACUAAGGGCACUCAAGUUUAUCCAUUCUGGCGAUGUACUACACAGAGACUUGAAACCAAGCAACCUGUUGGUUAAUGAGGACUGCAUGAUAAAGGUAUGCGACUUUGGUCUAUCACGUGAGGAGACACCAUCAGAGGUUGGUACCAUGUCAGAGUAUGUGGCCACUAGAUGGUACCGUGCUCCAGAGGUCAUCCUUGCAUGGAACCGUUAUUCCAAGGCUAUUGAUAUUUGGUCAGUAGGAUGUAUAUUGGCAGAGCUCAUUGGAAGGACACCAAUAUUCAAGGGCAAAGACCAUGUCCACCAAAUCAAGACAAUCGUUUACCUUCUUGGAAUACCCUGCCAAGAGGAUAUAGACCAGGUUGAGAAUCCAAAUGCCAGAGACUUUAUUCGUUCAUUGGUGGCCAAGGGCAAGACACCAAAGACAUUCAAAGAGUUGUAUCCCGAUGCCAACCCACUGGCCUGGGAUCUGCUGGAGAAGAUGCUGAUGUUCAAUCCAAACAAGCGUAUCAAUGUCGAGCAGGCCUUGGCCCAUCCAUACUUUAAGGAUCUGCACGCAGAGAAUGACGAGCCCAUUUGUCUCAGGAGGAUUCAGAUGUGCUUUGAGAACUGGGCUCUCAACAAAGACAUCCUCCUCGACCUGUUAAGGAAUGAGAUCUCAUUCUACAGACCCAGGGACAAAGACACACCGCUGCAGCAUGCCGAUGGCGAUCUCUUUGCACAACUUCAACAACAACAGAAUGAUCUCAUUACCAAGAUAAGACAGGAUAACAUUGAUCAACAAAAGGCUGGCGAGGUACAACAACAACAACAUCAGCAACAACAACAACAUCAACAACAACAACAACAGCAUCAACAGCAACAUCAACAACAGGAUAUCAAGGACGCAGGUGGCGUACAAAUGGGUGCAAUGGAUCCAUUGGCUCAGGAGGAGAUGCGAUUGAUGGUUAUCGAGCAAGAGAAUAAGAAGAUGAUCGAGAAUCUCCAGCAUCAACAAUCAAAGUAUAGUCCAGAUGACGAGUUCUGGAGGGGCAUCCAAUUCCAGAUUGAGGCUGUCACUGUCGAUCUCAAGGCCCUAGAGGAGCAAUUGAAACUCAUCCGAUGGCAGAGGAAUCCAGCGGCCAUUGUACAAUAG